AUGUUCCCAUCUCAUUGUUAUGGUUCUACAUAUUGGGGAAAUAAGAAUAGUUCAGGAGGAUCUCCAUGGUACACAUAAGGUUUUGCCUAUUAAAAUUGGACAUGGUCAGGAGCAAGACCAGGUAUGGAAUUCCCAGCUGUCCCAUAUGGUCCAUUGGAUUUCCAUUGUGCAAGACCAAUUUCAUCUUGGAAUGAUGGAUUCAUCUUAAAUUAUGGAUGGUUAGUGAACUUAGGAGAUUUGAAUACUGAAUCAGAUUAUGUUAGAUAAAGAAUUGCUGAUUACAUUACCGAUUUACUUUCAAUAGGUGUAAGUGGAAUAAGAAUUGAUGCUGCCAAACAUAUCAGUCCAGAAGGUUUAGCAUACAUCUUCAAGAAGUUGGCAAAUAACAUGGGAGGCAAAUUACCAGAUGAUUUCUCAGCUUAUCUAGAAGUGAUUAUUGGUGGAGAGAAAGAUUUGUUGAUGUGUAAUGAAAAUUGGUAUAAUUAUGGAAAAUCAUUUGAUAAUUACAUGAAGUAAGCAGGAUUGAGUGAUUCUGAUAUCUAUAAGAUUAAGAUUUGGAGUUCCGAUUAUCCAAAAGAACAUCCAGCUUGUGGUUGGUGGCCAAUUUCGUCUGAAAGAUUUGUAGCAUAAUUAGAUUGUCAUGAUGAUUAGAAUCCAGGAUCAUCUAGUAGGGAUAUGUAAGAUAAAGGCAGUGUUUUGAUUAAAGAGAGAAAUGUCGAAAAACAUCGUUAUUUCAAUAGAGAAUUGUUCUUCAGAACAGAUGCCAAUUGGUAAAUCAAAUUGGUUCUAUCCUCAUAUUCCUUUAUUGAUUCAAAUGGAGCCUAAGCUCCUCCUGAUGGUCAUUCAGAUUGUGCUAGAUGUGUUGGAUCAGCUUGUUCUGGCUGUACUAAAUCAGUUCCAUAUAAGAAGGCUCACAAUCCUAAUGUUUGUGGUUAUACCAUUUAUUAAAACGGUUAAUGGCAAUAAGGAGAAUAUACCAGAGUUCAUAGAGACAAAGAAAUUAUCAUGGAAAUGAGAAGAUGGAUGGGAUUAUCAACAUCAGUUUCAAAUGCUGAAAUUGGAUUACCAAAUCAUUGUUGA
Messenger RNA from Paramecium tetraurelia, 1080 nucleotides. RefSeq lists its product as uncharacterized. The transcript is spliced from 2 exons. The record is from RefSeq and is a predicted model, not a curated record. Gene Ontology annotation, biological process: carbohydrate metabolic process. NCBI's taxonomy places the organism in Eukaryota, Ciliophora, Oligohymenophorea, Peniculida, Parameciidae.